AUGAGCGAAACCGAAGCAACCGGCGUUACCGAUGAUUCGGCUUCAGCGACUGCAGUCGCUGCUGAUGCGACGGAGCAUAAAGCAAUCGGGGUGGUUGAUUCGGUGGAGGAGGCCAUAGGAGGAGCAGAGAAAUGGGUGGAUGAUUUCCAGCGGACGGUGAAGGAAUCGACGGAUUCCGCCAUUCGCUCUGCUCGUUCCCUCCGUGAAAACUCUACUUCUCAGUUCCGCUCUAUACAGGAUUUCAUUCCACAUGCUUUGACUCAGUAUAAGACCUAUGAGAACGCUUUCUUCAGUAAAGUAACAGAAGAAUUGACAUACGCAAAAGAGCAUCCGGCUGCUACUGCUGGGAUUGGUCUCGCUGCUGCUCUCGUUCUUAUGCGAGGCCCAAGAAGAUUCUUGCUUCGUAAUACACUGGGCCGAUUUCAGAGCGAAGAGGCACAAUUCUUGAGAGCUGAGAAGCAUGUCCAGGAGCUGAACAUGUCUGUAGACUUGAUGAAAAAGGAGAGCAAGAAGUUGCUUGAGAGGUCGGCUUUAGCAGAGAAGGAUAUGAAACGCGGUCUUUCUGAACUCAUGGACUCUGGAAACAAUAUACAUCGUCUUGCUAAGUCCGUCCACAAGGUUGAAUGCGAAGCUACAGAGAUCCAUGCCAUAUUUUGUCACUACUACAUCAGAUCUCAACUUACACAGACACUUGAAUUCGCUGUAGAUUUAAUGGACGGACUGCGGCAAAUUCCUGGGAGGGAAGCUAUCAAGCUUAGAGCCGAAGUGGCUUCCAUGACCUCGGUCUUGAGACAGAAGAGGAUUGCGUUGAACAAAAUAAUCAUGAGGAUGUCUGAGCUAGGAGUUCCCGUCUGA
Molecule: messenger RNA, 855 nt
Organism: Thlaspi arvense
Lineage: Eukaryota; Viridiplantae; Streptophyta; Magnoliopsida; Brassicales; Brassicaceae
Source: the annotation of a GenBank genome assembly